Molecule: messenger RNA, 906 nt
Organism: Ostrea edulis (European flat oyster)
Lineage: Eukaryota; Metazoa; Mollusca; Bivalvia; Ostreida; Ostreidae
Exons: 2
Coding region: 27-854 (275 amino acids)
Molecular function (GO): protein binding
Source: RefSeq, a predicted model, not a curated record
AGUAUCAUUUCUUACAAACCAGACUGAUGCCACGGUAUGUAUUCUGCGUUUUUCUCUGUCUGUGCAUUCGAUUCUCCUCUGUGUUUGGUGUUGAUGACGCAGAUACGGACACUAAUACUGUCCAAUUUCUCCUCAAAGAGUUUCAGUCUUUGCGUAACCGAGUAUCUGUAUUAGAAAGUUUCAUUGAAAAACAAACAGAAAUAAUUCAGGUUCAGAACGACAGAAUUGUUAAACUUGAAGCUAUAGUUAAGUCGGGGAGAUUUAAUGAGGAUAAUUUGGAGGAGUUGAACUAUUCACUUGGUGAUAUCGAGGGUGGAGCUGACCAGUCACGUGAUAACAACACUAAAACAAACCCCUUAGAAGUAGAUCGACAAAAUACCCCUACGUCGUUUAUCCAACGCAAGGCUUCACAGGAAAGAAAGCUAAAGAGAGGAGUAAGACCUGCUGCAGUACAACCGAUAGCUUUUUAUGCCUACAUGAGUAGUACCUUAAACAACCCCGGGGGACAUCACACACUGAUCUUUGACGUCACUGACACAAACGAAGGCAAUGGAUAUUAUGCACAUCUCGGUGUGUUUAUGGUUCCUAAGUCUGGAACCUAUUUCUUUUCCUGGACGAUGAGUCUAGAUUCCUCAUCAUAUCACUCUACAGAACUAAUAGUAAACACUCAGGCACAUGGUGCGAUAUAUAUUUCUACCAGCAGUAGUAAACGUGACUGUGUUACAGGGAACCUUAUCCUAAAACUCAAAGAACAGGAUGAAGUAUUCAUUCGAACAAGUGACGACUACAACUUUAAUGAGAUUGUUAGUGAUGCAUACAGUAGAACAAGUUUUUCUGGAUUUCUAAUUGCAUAGCAAGAUUCAAUAAAUUCAUUAGAAUAACAUAUAAGUUACAUUUUUCUCCUUG